Messenger RNA from Biomphalaria glabrata, 4553 nucleotides. RefSeq names its product protein ecdysoneless homolog. The coding region runs from base 41 to 2260 and encodes 739 amino acids. The transcript has 14 exons. Gene Ontology annotation, cellular component: nucleus. Lineage: Eukaryota; Metazoa; Mollusca; Gastropoda; Planorbidae. The record is from RefSeq and is a predicted model, not a curated record.
AACUUGUACGAAAUUUGUCUUUAUUGGAAACAAGGAAACGAUGGCUAACUUAGACAGGGUAUUCAAACGGUUACCAGAAGAUGUUGUAGAAUACAGUAUAUUUCCCCAAAUUCCAAAUGAUUUACACGCUGAUGCAAUAAAGAGGUUUCUUGACAAACAAAUCGAUGACAUAUUAGCUCAUCUUAGUGAUCGAAUUGUUAAUUAUAUUUGGCAACACGAAUCUUUUAACUUGAAGCCCGUUAUCAAUAUCAGUUCACAAGAUUCUGUACCUCCACAUCUUCAUGGUAGCACAAAUUUUGGUGACAAUAUUGAUGAUGAGUGGUUCAUUGUGCAUCUUCUCUAUGAGAUAACCAGAGAGUUUGCAGGGACUGUGGUUAGAGUCAAUGACAACGAUGAAGAAUUUCUAUUGAUUGAAUGUGCUAAUGCCUUACCAAAAUGGUUAGAUCCUGAAACUGCUGAAAAAAGAGUAUAUGUUUACAAUGGAGAUCUGCAUUUCAUUCCAAUACCUCAGUCACCAGAGGAGUUUGCUUCAUUACCAUUAUUCACACCAACUCUUGCUGAGGCAGUUGCCUGUGUCAGAGACUGUACAAGUGAUACUAGAUGCAAUCAGUCGAUACAAAAUUUGAUCAACAAGAGAUUAUCUAAGUUUCCUAGAAAAGUUACAGAAAACAUACACUAUGUGAAUUGUUUUCUCCCUACACCGCUAGCUGUUCUCCUGUCAGAUCAACCAUCUCUAGUGUCUGCUGGUGUCAGAACAUUCUAUUACAGGGAACCACUGGAGCUUAAAGCCUGUCGUCCAAUGAAACAUUUCAAACCAGAUGACCUUGUAAGAACACGAGUCAAAAUGACUAGGUGUUUAUAUGCUCAGUUAGCUCAGCAGCAAUUUACUCCUGAUAAGCGCAGUGGCUGGACUGUAGUUAGUCCCUCUAACCCAGAGUUUCUGGAGAGAGAUAUUGGUGUUAAGCUGGCUCAUGGUUUUGAAAUACUUUGUUCCAAAUAUAAUGACUUGGAUAACUCUGUGGUGAAUGGUGAACACUGGGACGAUUCUAAUCAGAGGUGGCAGCACUUUAAGAAAUCCAUAACAAGCAAAGGAUUUUUUAAGGGAGAAAUUGAAGGCUCCAAGUUGUAUAGGAAACUUUUGGAAGAGGCCAAACAAUUUUUCAAGUCUCAACUCAUUGGUGAAAUGGGUGAUGAUAGUAUAGGUAAAAUAAUAGUCCAACAUAUCAAGAGGCUUGCACCUAAGUUUGAUGAGUUUAGAAAGACAGAACAAAACCUGUUGCCUUCUGAUGAUGAUAGUUGGAUGAACAUUACACCUGAGCAAGUUGAUGACAUGAUGAAAUCUUCUGGAGCUUUCUCUCCAUCUGACAGAACUGAAAUGUUUGACUUAAACAAAGUUGCAGAGAGUAUGACAGCCUUUGUUGAACAUGAGUCUGGCCUAGAAGGCGCAGAGUUUCCCAAAGAGUCAGCAGAAGAUGGUGAUAACCAGUUUGAAGGUGGAGGAUUAAUUCAAGCUAUGCAAAAAAUUUUUGAUUUCCCUGAUGAAGUGGAUUCAUCUGGUUCAGACAUGAGUGAAUAUGAUUGGUCUGAUGGGUCAGAUGAUGAGCUGGGCUCACCCACCAAAAUGCCAACCAUCAUGAAAAAGAGCAGUCUGAGUAAACAAAAAGGAAAAAAAGAAAAGCCAAAAUCUGUUCAUUUUAGUCAUGCAGAUAGCCAAUCAUCAAAAAUGGACAAACCUGGCCCGACAGUCAACUCAGACAGACCCUCUUGUCCCCCACCAGAUAGACCUUCAAAUAUUGUGGUGCCCGAGUUAAGCACACAACCUUUAGAUCAUCCUGUACGUCCACCUAGAUCUAAGACUUGCAGCAAGCCUUCAACCCCACCUCCACCUCCGCCACCAUCUUCCAGUGAAAGUAAAAGGGACAAAAAGCUUGAAAUAUUAAUGGAUGCAAUGGAUAGAGAACUAGCAGCUACAGACGUUGGAAAAAGCUUUGAAAGAAUGCCUAAACCAGAGAAACCUAAAAGACCUCCCCCACCAGUACCAAGGGGAACAACUAGCUCAAAGAAAACAAAGCCUAAGGUUACAAACAGAAAUAUUGAAGAUGAAGAUGAUGAUUUUCAGCCUGUUAACAUUGACCUGAAUGUGGUUAAGAAUACUUUAGAAUCGUUCAAAGCUCAACAGGGUUUACCUGGUCCUGCUUCCAAUAUUUUGGCUGGUUUUGGUAUAAAAUUGCCACAGGACAAGGUCAAUGGUAAAGCGUAAUUGUAACACCAUGCUUCAUUCAACUGAAAUACGGUGUUGCACAGUCAAUCUUUUUUUUUUAGGACUAAUUUCAACUUAAGGGUUAUCAACUAUUGGUAGAGCACAUAGGAUAUAAAUAUUUCAAUGUUUUUGAAAUACACAUUUUGUCUUUACAAUCUUUUGGAGUUUUAUACAAUUUACAAUGUAGUAUAUGUUACCAAAAUGUUGUUAAAAAAGGACUAUGAUGACAGUACCUGAAAACAUCACUUGGUGAAGUGCAUCACUGGAAAGAAAAAAAAGCACCAUUUUCUAAAAUGAGGUGUACAAGAUGAAACUGGAAGUAACAUACACACCAACCAGAAGAAGUUUAAACUCUAUGGAGACCCAUAUAAAGUAGCAGAAUUUAUUUAUUAAAAAACUCAUUUCAUUGGUCACCUUGUAAUGAAAAAGUCAAAUAGUGUGUUUCUGAAAACCAAAAGGCAUGUGACUAAACAGCUACAGUUGGAGUUCAGUGAUGCAGACAGAUAUCUUGGUAGAGAUUUAAACUGAAAGAUCUGUUCAAGCAAACCAGGCCCCUCCAUGAGCUGUAGCACCGUAGGGAUGGAUAGACUUGUGACCAAUGUAAACUUAUAGCUUGCCGAGAAAUCAUCUGGUUUAGUAUAGUAAAGAAAUUCAUUGACUUUCACAAAAUGACUAAAACUAAAUUAUGACAACUGAACAAUUUUAUGAUUUACUGUCACAUAUUUUAGCAUAAGUAUUAAUGUCAGAUAGAGCAUUAUUUUUACUUCUAAAUUUAGCAUUCUCAUAUUGUGUCACUGGAUAGGGCACACCUUAUUAUAUAGGCCACAAAAUUGAGAAAUAAACAUUUAAGUGCUGUUUUAAAAAUUGGUAUGAGGAUAGCAAGCAUGUUAUUUUUUUCUUGACAUUUGUAUUAUUGUUAAAUCAUUUUUUAACAUUUCUGUAAAGUAUUGUUUGGAAUACAGAUAAUUGAUUAAUCACUUAUUAACUUCCUGCUUUGACUUUCACUUUUGAUUUGUACAGAUUUCAAGAAUCAGUUGUACAGAAUGUCUCAACAAUAUCCCUUUUUUUUUAAAUGUCUAGUCAUUUUCUAAAAAGAAAACUUUCAAAAUUGUACAAACAUCACCAAAUAUGAUUAACAUUUAGUUUUGUUACAGAACUGAUGUCAACACUAUCCAUCUACUGAAGUUUUUGAUUUGAAGACACUGAUCUUGUAAUAACUAGUACUAUAGAGUUUACAAUCUGUUUUUUCUUCAGAUAAUUUUGAACAUGUUAUUGAGGGGAAGUAGAAGCCUUUCUAGGCAGUCAAAUGACUGACCCAUUCUACUACUUAAUGAACCUUGUUUUUACUGGCAUCAACAAACAUUCAGUAUUACUUGAUUGUGUAAGCCAUCUAUUGGUUUUUAAUUUUAACAUUUCAAGAAGUAUGAAACAAAUAUUUUUUUGAGACUUGAAGCUUUGUGAAGCUUCUUUUUAUUUAGCUUUUCUCAAAGUAUAUCUCUGUCUUGUCCAAUGCAAUGCUAUGUAUUAACUUGUAUGUUACACACACACACACAAAAUCCAAAAUAUUGGACUUGGUCUACUUACAUUUGUAUGGCACCACCCGGUAAUUUGCUAGCAACUUUUAAAAGCUGGUAAUCUGCCAAAACUGGUUGUUAGUAAAAGUAGAGCACAUUUUGUGGAACAUGUUUUUAAAGUUUAAGCUUUGUAAGGAAAUCAUUGACUUUACAUGACCCUUCACCCUUCCCAUUGCUAUAAAACACUCUACUACACAGACAUGACGAUUUGUAAUUAUUCUCUUUCAAGUUGUUUUUUUUUUUUUUUUUUUUUUUUCCAAUUUUGUCUUUUUUUUUUUGCUGUUGGUCCAUGAAAAAAAAUUCUAGCCAUAAGCAAACCUGUUGGCCAUCUUUCAAGUUCUUCAAAACAUUCUUGUCUUUGUACUAGACCAGCUUCAAAUGAUGAGAGAAACUUAAAAUUACUUAACAUUGUACAGAAGUAUUUGAGAAGAAAAUGGUGAAAUGAGAUUCCAUAUUGGAUUCCUUUAUGCAAAUUUAGUAGCAGCAUAAUCAACAACAUGAUUGAUAUAGAGUUUCCGUCAUUAAAUGUUAUGAUAUAACAGUACUUAAAGACAAUGAAAUCUACAAUAAUUCGUCAACAUCUGUUAUUGUAUUCAUUUUCUGUCCGGUAAUGAGCUUUAGACCAUCCCCUACCAUCCUAAAGGAGGCUUGUACUACUACCUUUAUAACUGAAUAAAUGUCAGACAUUAAAAAAAAAAAAAAAAAAAGAGAAAACAAAA